AUGAGUCCAGCAGCGAUGCAGGCUGCUCUGAAAGCAACGAAGACGCGCCUUGUAGCACACAUUGAUGUCCGUUUUGAAGCCCUAGAGGCUACUGUUCGACAAAGCAACGAAUUGCUUGUAAAACGCGUCGACCAUAUUGCUGCGGAGCACAGUGUGCUGCUCGCCAAAAUUGAGAAACUUGGUGCUGCUGUCCUUGACAGCCACCGUUCAAUCCCCGCAUGCCACUGUGCUCAGAAGACAGCCUGGCUCAUUUCCUGCAACGCUUGA
Messenger RNA from Dibothriocephalus latus, 267 nucleotides. The record is from the annotation of a GenBank genome assembly. Lineage: Eukaryota; Metazoa; Platyhelminthes; Cestoda; Diphyllobothriidea; Diphyllobothriidae.